This is a messenger RNA of Oryza sativa Japonica Group (Japanese rice), 2550 nucleotides long. RefSeq lists its product as uncharacterized. NCBI's taxonomy places the organism in Eukaryota, Viridiplantae, Streptophyta, Magnoliopsida, Poales, Poaceae. The record is from RefSeq and is a predicted model, not a curated record.
GUGCAGUGGCAGCCGCAGCGCAGCGCAUGCAGAUGCAAGGUUUCCGUUUCUGCCCACGCCAAAGCGGCCAACAAAAAGCGCGACGUCUCCUGCAGUUGCUGCUCUUCCAUUCCACCUCGCAUUUACUCAUCCCUUCUCUCCCUCGCUCGCUCGCCUCCUCGCCUUCUUCUCCAUCUCCAUCUCGCAUCUUCUCUUUCUCUUUCUCUUUCUCUUUAUCUCUCUCUGUUGCUGCUGAUCAAGAAGCUUGGAGAGAGGGAGGGAGAGAUGGAUCGGUGCAUAGGCAUAUGACUGGAGUGUAGGCCUAUGGUAAGUGUGGAGGAGAGGAGAGAAAGGGAGAUGGAGAUUUUCUGAGAUCUUUUGGGCAUAUAACCUUUUGGAUGGUGGAUAUGGAGAAGAAGAGGGAGAAGCUGGUGGCUGGGCUCACAAGAAGACACAUGAUAAGGAGUGGCUCCUCCUCUUCCUCCUCUCCUACUGCUGCUGCUGCUGCUGCUGACAACAACAAAAAUAUGAGUGAAGGUGGAGAUCUAAACCUGAUAUCUAGGCAGAAGAAAGGAAAGGCAAAGGUUUUGAAGUGGAGAUUAAGCAACACUGACAUGGACAUGAAAGGGGAGGAAGGAGGUUCUGAUGGAGACUACGAUGAUACAGUGCUCUCCUCACUGACCACAGCUAGCUUCAGCAGUCUGAUUAGUAGGAAGAGAGUGAAGAGCCUUGGGAAGGUGGCUGAGGAUUGUGAUGCUAUUGAUCCACCGGUUCCUAGAAAAUUAAGAUCAGCCAUAAAUAAACGUGCCAGUCAAACUGUUUCUACAUCACCGCGGCAUGUCAAGAAGAGGCGCCAUCUUUCAGCUAUCAGCUCUCAGACUUUCCUUAUGGAUCGAGAAACAAGAUGUAAUGCAAUUCCGCAGUUGGCGAAUCAUUUUUCGAAGGAGGAGGAGGUAGUUGUGGAUGCUUUGCUAUCUUUAUCUCAAAUACCCCAUCUUUGUGAACUGUCGUCCGACAGAGGAAUGGCAGAAGAUAACUUAGAUUUAAAUGUUACUUCAGUGUCUUAUUCAGCAGGAGCAACAAAGGUGGAUGAGAAAAUAUCGGCAUUGCCAACUGCCGGUACGGAAGUAGCUAACCAACCUGCCCUUGAUGAACCAGUGGAACGAACUGGCAAUGUUUCACAAAUAAAUCAUGUGCCUUGUGGUGGUACCUGCAACAACACAAAUCCAACUUUGUCAAAUGAUGGGCAAAUACAUGAUAUUUCUUUGGGAAUUGUAACGAAUUUACCGAGCCCAUCUAAAGACUACAAUAACAGUCGGAAGCAACUGAAAGUGCAGUUUGAUAAUAGUACAAUUCAUCCCACAAAGAUAGAAGCCCCUCGGUGCCUGGAAAAUUCUAAGAAGCCUGAUAUUCUGGAACAUGACAGGAAAAAUGUCAAGAAUAACACUGCCCAAGAAAUUGUGCCACCGGUCCAGACUUCAAAACCUUGUGCCUCGCAUAGGCCAUCUUCAAACACACUGGCGUCGUGUAAUAAUACUGCCGCAGAAACUGUGAAAGGAACUGGAGAACAUGAGAAUCUUUCCCUCGUUAAUAAAAAUGGUACCCCCUCGAAGACAUGGAAGAGAAGCAUUACCCAUGUCUACAUGUGUCAUCUCAUCCAAAUGCAUUUGGACAAAGAGAAGGCAUCACAAAACCGGGUAAAACCUGAGGAAGUUUGUCACAGUCACAUUUCAAGGUCUCCAGACGGUUCUACCAUAAGUAAGAAUGGUGCACAAGACGAGAAGUUCUACGCCUUGCAUUUCGAUGUAAGGCUACCUGUUCAGCCAUCUUGCAGUGUUUGCGACACGACCAUUGCCCGACAAAAGAUGGUCAGUGGUAAUUUUCUGAACUUGCCCACUUCUGCGGCGUUAUCAGGGGUGCAGCAUGUUCAGUAUUUACAUCCCCCGAUCGCUCCCCGCGGUGCAAUGCCAUAUCCAAUUCAGCAUCUCCCUUACACCAGGGGGAAUUUGACGCACACUGCACUACUACUUCAACAGUUUGUUUCUUGGCCAUCGAGUAGCAGAUGCCACAGUACAUGUGCAAUCCAAACCCAGCCAUUAUGAAGAUUCAGCAGCAGCUCAUGCCCAAUCAGCAUCAGCAUCAGCAGCAGCAGCAGAUGUGGCAGUUUCAAUUCCCUCAAUACCAUCAUCCAAGGCCAGACGCCGCCGCCGCCGCCGUGUCGGCGGCGUGGCAGCACAGCAGCCGGCUCCACGACGUCUCUUCCCUGCGUCCGGUGGCCGUGCUGCCUGCGCCGCCGCCGCCACCGCCGCCGCAGAUGGAGCUCUUCUGCUCGCCGUACCAUGGCGGCAGCAGACAGCCGCCGCAGCUGAGGUUGAUCUAGCUUAUUAGCAUAGCAAAACUGUCACUGCUGCUGUUUCUGUGUGUUCAUCUGACAAAAAGGAAUUUUCAGACAAGUUGACAUGACAUUUGACAGUCACAGAUGCCAAUGGGUGGCAAAAAGCUGUAAUUAAUUUGAGAUGUUUUAUGUUGCUCGAUCGAAAGGUACUCGAGUGUAGUGAAGUACUUUUUUUA